This is a messenger RNA of Ectocarpus sp. CCAP 1310/34, 2823 nucleotides long. NCBI's taxonomy places the organism in Eukaryota, Phaeophyceae, Ectocarpales, Ectocarpaceae. The record is from the annotation of a GenBank genome assembly.
AUGGUGGUGACCUCGCCAGAUAGCAUGCAGCGGCUGAUCGACCAGGGCAUGGCCAGCCGCACGGUGGGCAGCACGGCCAUGAACGACACCAGCAGUCGGAGUCACAGUGUUUUCACCGUAAAGGUCCAUCAAAAAGAUGCCACGGAUGAGAGCAAGAGCACCUUCGCCAAGAUCAACCUCGUAGACCUUGCCGGCUCCGAACGCGCCAAGUCCACCGGGGCCACGGGCGCCCGGCUCAAGGAAGGAGCAAACAUCAACAAGAGUCUCAGCAGCCUGGGCAACGUCAUCAACGCCCUCGUGGACGUUGCGAACGGAAAGAAGGGCGUAUUCGUCCCCUACCGCAACUCCAAGCUGACGAGGGUGCUACAGGAGAGCCUGGGCGGGAAUUCGCUCACGGCUAUGCUGGCCGCGCUAUCGCCGGCUGCCUGCAACUUCGAGGAAACCCUGAGCACUCUCAAGUACGCCAGCCGCGCCAAGAGCAUCAAGGUCAGCCGCCUGGAGGAGGAAGUGAGGGCUCUCAAGCAGAAAUUAUUGGCUCACGAGCAGCAGACAGCCUCGAUGGCUUCCCUGUCUUCACCACCCCCAUCCACCCCGGCCGGCGGCAACGGCGGCGAUAGCAACGACACGAGCGCGGCAACCGCGAGGGAGGGAAUGGCAGGGGGAAAUGGCGGAGGAGACAGGUACAAGCAGCAAAUUGCGGAGAUGGAGGCGGCGAUGAAGAGCACCUGGGAGGAAAAGGCCAAACAGUCGGAGUCCAGCAGCGGCGAUGGCUCCGUGGUGGCGGUGGGGGAUCUCGAACUGUCGAUCAGGGAAGCCUCGGAGGUCGCGCUGCCCACGCUGCCUUCAAGAGACUGGCUGCGGCAGGUGAGGGCUCUCGUGGCCGCGGAGAACCGCGCCCGUGAAGAGGCCACCGUGUGCGCGGUGUACAGAGAAGCCCUCGCGCUGGAGAUCGACGGAGUGUUCUCCGGAGAUCGUUCCUUGUCAGGGUCUUCGUUUUUCUCGGGGCUGUACGGCGGCGAACCCGAUGACGACCGCGCGUCGGUGGCAUCGACAGCCUGCACCGCCGUCUCGGAUCGCGAGGGCGUCCUCACCACCGGCGCCGUUGCCGCGGCCGGAGACAACGAGGGCAUGCACCAAAACCAAUCUCGAGAUGCGGCGCCUGGAGAUGGUAGUGGUGGUGGAGGUAGUCUUCCGAGACAAGCGGUCAAGACUGCAUCAAGCUACGACCCCGCCCUCUUGCGUCAGCUACAGGCACGACUCACGAGCCUCAGAGACGCGCGGGAGAGGCUCCACGGUCCGCUGGCGAGAGCUGUCGAAGAGAGUUCUAAAAAGCUUUUGGAAAGUGUGGAGUCGUUCUCGGCGAAGUUUGCCGCCUCUCCUCACGAGCACAUCGGCGGCGGCGUGCAGCGUCGGGGAGGUGCAGAGGCCGCGGAUGGAGUAGCGGCUGCGGCAAAGGUGCUUUUGUCCAAGGUAGGCGUUAACCUGUUGCCUUCAUCAUCCGUGAUGACGAUCGACUUCGUAACGUGCAGAGCAAAGGCGACGAAGGUACGACAUCAACGGCAGCAGGAGGAGGAGCAAGAGGAGAGAUGGGGGAGGCUGCAUCCCGAAGGCAAGACACCGAUAGCCAGUGACAUCGAAGCUGGAAUGUCCCCGGCGGAGGCCAGGAAGAGCGAGGGAGUCCGCGCGCUGGCCUUGAUCCGUCGGCAAGUCGUCGCCCGUGGCCGCCAGACUCGGCAGCAACGGGGCUUCGGUAAUGCGACCAGCGGCAACGGCGAAGCGGCGCUAGACGCUGCCGGGCAACCGAUAGCCGCAGCCAUCGCAGCAGCACAAGAAGCAGCAGCAGCGGUAGAAGCGGUAUCAAGAGAGACCAGCGAAGGGGAAGGAAGAAGGAGGCCGGCUAAUGGAGCGUCAGGAAGAACCGGAGGAGGAGUAGGAGCUGAGGCAGAAGCAGCAGCGUCGAUGGCUGCUACAGCCGCGAACACUUUACCCGCAAGAGCAGACGCGGAGGCGCUCUGCCCCGCCGCUGUAGUCAUCGCGAGAGCGGUGGAGGCCAUACUGUGCGGUACCACCGCAAGUUUCGCGGGCACCGACGGUGACAGCGGCGGUGACGAAAGCGAAGGGCGAGGCGGAGUCAACAGUCCAGAAACAGCAGCAUCAUCAUCAGCAACGGCGGAGCUCGUGGCGACAAAUGCUGCCGGCAAUGAGAAACGCGAAGACGUUGAGAUGGUCGCUGAUGGGGGAGACGGGAGUCAGGCGGAGCGAAAGCAGUAUCGCGAGACUCUGGAUGGGCUGGGUAAAGCUCUUGGAACCCUCCGGGAGGCGCUCAAAGCUGCAGCGGGGCAUUCCACGCCCUCUCUUGCAGUCUCCUCUGCGUCAGUAGAUGAGGCUGCCGGGGUCGACAGGGUUUCCAGGACGCAGGGGUCUUCCAAUGAUCAGGCUGGCGGCAGCAGUAGCGGUGGUGAUGGACGCAACGUCACGGAAGGAGGGGCAAGGGCUGUGGGUCUGCCCCAGCUGGAAGUCCUGCCCCCUUCAUCGCAGUGGCGCUUUCGGUGCUCCACGGGGGGGAACGCGGCGAGCGAGGGCGAGAACCUUGACCGUCUGCAAGAACGGGAGGAUAAUGGGGAUAACAAUGGUUGCUGCUUCACGUGGGAGCCGGCGGCGGCUAGGGAAGGCGAUGGGGAGCAGCGUCGUCCUUUGAGUGGCGGCUCCGCAGAUGGGGGUUCCGCCCUUGCCUCUCCUCGCUGCUGGGUGGAACUAGACUUCGGAAAAUCGGUCACCGUCAAGGGGUUGACAAUCGAACCGCUGGCAAUCCAAAGAAGUGAG